UCAGCGUCACCAUCAGCCCACAGUCAGUCGCUCUGUGCUGGGUCUACAGGCGAGGAGUGUCCCCCCUAAUGCUCGGGGUAACUCAACAAGAAGCUAUGGAUUAUUUUGUGCGCGUUUCUCUCGGUUUUUGAAGCCAUUUUGGAUCCGUGAAGACUUCUCGGAAGCGGUGCAGGACUUCCCCAAUACGAGAACUCGCAGCCGUUAGCUUCACGUUAUUAAGUGUUUGAAAUCGAGCCAGUGUUGCUGUUAGUCAGUCUGAUAGCUGGUUGCAGCGGGGGCAUUUUACGUACUGUCUGGACUGAAAUAAUUCAAACUCGAUGUAUAGGCUGAUAAAUCACUCUAUACCUCACUCGAUAGUUAGCCCACUGAGGCUAGCAGGUUUCAUUUUGCUAGCUAGCGUGGCGGCUAACUAACUAGCAGAUCUCGAUAUUGCCAGCAGGCUAAAGCAAGUUAGCCCCCCCAAGAUUAGGUCCUCACACCCUCUCAGUCGGACUGGAGUCGGUGUUAAAGCUCUUAAGGCGUUAAACUACAUCUGUAAGGACGACGUUUUUUUGUGAUUGAUGAGCCGUUAGGGAACAUUUCAGCCUUACAGGAAGCCAGCAGCAGCUGCAAGAGAAGGAGGAGGAGGACGGCAACAUAAACAACAAGACGCGCUGUGAAGAUUUUAUGGAGUCCUGAACGCGGCUGAGAGAUUUGCAUUUUUGCUGCAAACAGGCAGAAAUUAAGGAGCUAGAGGUGGCACCUUAAUGAUACUCAUUUCAGCCUAACUCCUCCCUGAUUUCCUUCUUUCCUGGAGCACGUGUCGAUGUUUUAUAGCUGUAAAGCAGGUUUUCUGCUGUCACCGUGCAGCCUCUCAUAUUAGUGAGCGCUGUGUUUACAUUUUAAAGACACUGAGGCACAUGCAGCAGUGGAGAAAGACCAGUCAUUUGGACGGAGAGUCCCUCUAGAGACCUGUAGGAUUUGACAGCUGUCUCCAGAAUCCAGCAUCUGGUACAUCUCUUUGAGAUAUAUCACGUUACAAAGCGAGGAAGCCUCAAACGAGAUCUCCCUUGGCCUUUUUUUCUUGCAGUGUUUUUCUCACUGCAUGGAGAAACCUGCAUUUCUGCACUAAAUGGGAUUACAACGAGGGAGAUCCAGCGGCCCUGCAUGGUGACUGUGUGUUAUUUCUGCAGUAACCUGUCACCCAAAUGUCUCCCCUCCUGAAUUUCCUUCUUUCUGUCACAAUGAUGGUAGUUUGAGGGGAAGAAGAGCAAGCAGAGACAACGACACCAACCAUUCCAGUCGAUGGUCAGCCCAGCCGUGCACAGCUGGCCCCUUGUCACGCACCUUCACCAAUUCAUGUUGCUCUCAUCUGGUGGUUGUUUUUUAUAAUCCCCCCCAAACCAGAACCCAUCCCUGGUUCGCUUAUUUUAUUGAUUUGGUCGUCCCAGGGUCGAAAGAUGGCGGACCUCGAAGCAGUGCUCGCCGAUGUCAGUUAUUUGAUGGCGAUGGAGAAGAGCAAAUCUACUCCAGCAGCCAGGGCGAGUAAGAAAAUCAUCCUGCCAGAGCCCAGUAUUCGCAGUGUGAUGCAGAAGUACCUCGAGGAGAGAGACGAACUGACGUUUGACAAAAUAUUCAACCAGAAAAUUGGUUUCCUCCUGUUCAAAGACUUCUGUAUGAACGAGAUCGACGAGGCCGUGCCGCAGCUCAAGUUCUACGAAGAAAUUAAAGACUACGAGAAGCUGGACUCCGAGGACGAGAGGGUGAGCCGCAGCCGGCAGAUUUACGACGGAUACAUCAUGAAGGAGCUGCUGUCCUCUUCACAUCCUUUUUCUAAGAAAGCAGUGGACCAUGUGCAGAGUCAUCUAAAGAAGAAGCAGGUUCCCCCCACCCUCUUCCAGCCCUACAUAGUGGAGAUCUGUGACAGCUUGAGAGGAAAGAUCUUCCAGAAGUUCAUCGAGAGUGACAAAUUCACUCGUUUCUGUCAGUGGAAGAACGUGGAGCUCAACAUCCAUCUGACCAUGAACGACUUCAGCGUGCAUCGGAUCAUCGGCAGGGGCGGCUUCGGAGAGGUGUAUGGCUGCAGGAAGGCCGAUACAGGAAAGAUGUACGCCAUGAAGUGUUUGGACAAGAAGAGGAUCAAGAUGAAGCAGGGAGAGACUUUAGCGCUCAAUGAGAGAAUCAUGCUGUCAUUAGUCAGCACAGGGGACUGCCCGUUCAUUGUGUGUAUGACAUAUGCCUUUCACACCCCUGACAAGCUCUGCUUCAUCCUGGACCUCAUGAACGGGGGCGACCUGCACUACCACCUGUCUCAGCACGGUGUGUUCAGUGAGAAGGAGAUGCGUUUCUACGCCGCUGAAAUCAUCCUGGGUCUGGAGCACAUGCACAACCGCUUUGUCGUCUACAGAGACCUCAAGCCAGCUAAUAUCCUGUUGGAUGAGCACGGCCAUGUUCGGAUCUCCGACCUCGGUCUGGCCUGCGACUUCUCCAAGAAGAAACCCCACGCCAGCGUUGGCACUCAUGGCUACAUGGCUCCUGAGGUCCUUCAGAAGGGGACGGCGUACGACAGCAGCGCCGACUGGUUCUCCUUAGGCUGCAUGCUCUUCAAACUCCUCCGAGGGCACAGUCCCUUCAGACAGCACAAGACCAAAGACAAACACGAGAUUGACCGCAUGACGCUCACCAUGAAUGUGGAGCUGCCAGACUCGUUCACUGCAGAGCUCAAAGAGCUGCUGGAGGGCCUGCUGCAGAGAGACGUUUCCAAGAGGCUCGGCUGUCAGGGCCGGGGGGCCCCGGAGGUGAAGGAACAUCAGUUUUUCAAAGGCAUCGACUGGCAGCAGGUUUACCUCCAGAAGUACUCUCCUCCUUUAAUCCCUCCCCGGGGAGAGGUGAACGCCGCAGACGCUUUCGACAUCGGCUCUUUUGAUGAGGAGGACACCAAGGGCAUCAAGCUGCUGGACAGUGACCAGGAGCUGUACAAGAACUUCCCCCUGGUCAUAUCAGAGCGCUGGCAGCAGGAAGUGGCCGAGACGGUCUACGAGGCCGUCAACUCGGACACGGACAAGAACGAAGCUCGCAAGAGAGCCAAGAACAAGCAGCUUGGCCACGAGGAGGACUACGCUCUGGGUAAAGACUGUAUAAUGCACGGAUACAUGCUGAAGCUGGGGAACCCGUUCCUCACCCAGUGGCAGCGCAGAUACUUCUACCUGUUCCCCAACCGUGUGGAGUGGAAGUGCGAGGGGGACACGCGGCAAAACCUGCUGACGAUGGAGCAGAUCGUGACGGUGGAGGAAACGCAGAUUAAAGACAAGAAGUGCAUCCUGCUGCGCAUCAAAGGAGGGAAACAGUUCGUGCUGCAGUGCGAGAGCGACCCGGAGUUCGUGCAGUGGAAGAAAGAGCUGACCGAGGCGUUCACAGAAGCUCAGAAGCUGCUGCGCCGCGCCCCCAAAGUCAUCGGGAAGGGCCGUGCCGCCGUGGUGGAGCUGUCCAAACCUCCGCUCACACACCGCAAUAGCAACGGCCUGUGAAUCGACAAACACACACCUGUCUAUGUACAAAUAUCAACACACACCACAGAUUAACACACACAGACACACUGCACCUGCCCUCCCUCCUCCUCAACCAGCUGCAGGACGUUUGACAUCUCCCCAAGCCCCGCCCACGACUGACGCCUCGCAGUGUGACCACCAGCCUCUUACACACAUAAACACACACGCACACACAAAUCAACAUGACGACCAAUCAUAGUUUUUUUUUUUUUUCACCAUGGGACCUCGCCAGUUCACCGAGAGGAAGACGAGAAACAUUCGGGGAGGACUGAGCAUGUGAAGAAACCUCUGCAUGAAUGUGACGUCCCUGUGUCUCUCUGUCCCCCUUCCCUCCCUCUCUCCCCCCUCUGACCCCCUCUACUUGGACCACCGCCUCACCUGGACCUGAGAGACUUGAAACGUUUGAUCUUCCGGUGUGUCCGAGGCCAUGAUAUCAGGAAAAGGCCACGUUCAUACGGCGGCCAUGUUUCAGUGAAGUCACGCUCAGUGUGGUAAACUCAGAUAUUUCUAUUGUGUCGUCUGGUAAGCUUCAAGGUUUUUAGUCAUAAAAACUUUGAGAAUCAAACAGAUGUCUACUUUUUUAUGCUUUCUGAUUAAAAAGCAACGGCAAAGACAAAAGAUCCUGAAUAUCUAGAGAGAUCAGACCACAUUUCACCCUAAAAACAUCAAAUAAGCUGCCAUCAGAUCAGAGCUAGAAGCAGAGCAUCAUUUUCAUGCCCUGCAAUGAAUCUAUGGUAAAGUGCAUCGUCUCUAGUAAUUAAAAUAAAACUCAAUUAAACGAUUUAGAAUAGAUUUUUUCUAACCUGAGGUAAAACACUGGCUUUAUUUAUGCUUACUACUAAAAUUAUUCAUGCAGCUCUAGCUUCAAGUUCCAGUUUUGGAACAAAAUGAGUCAGCUGAGGUGGUUUGGGCGUAUGAAUAUUUCAUAUUUAACAUGACACAGCUCACUCUCUCAUGCAUUAACAGGAGAGGUGUAAAAGUGCUGGACUUUUUUUCUUCAGCAGCUCACUACAGAUAGUAAAGAUGUUUAAAAAGGUUUAGAAAAAGCACUUCAGCCCAUGUUAUUUAUUACACACUCUGGUUAACAGUCUGGGUAGGAUGCAUGAAGGAAACGUCACCUGCAAGAUGCAGAAUUAGAAUAAAAUACUCACCUUGUGAUUUCAUUGCUGCAGCCUUGCAGUACCCUCAUGUUUUCCCUCAGAAGUGUCUGCAAAUUUAGGAACAUUGCAGACAUCUCUGUAGUGUAGGUGUAAAUGCACCACAUCAAACAACAACAUCAGGGAGUAAUUCAGAAAUCAUUAGACGUCCACAGUCCCAUGAAAAUAGGGCUUCACUCUGAACUUCUGCUUUUACCUUUUAAGCCCCAAAAUGUGUCUCAAGAUUAACACUCUAUUUAAUCUCGGACAAUUUAAGAUCAUGAUCCCAAUGUGACUGUUUUUACUGAGAAUCAUCAUGUCUUGGUUACUUUAAAUUUUCUUAUCUCAAGUACUUAGUUUCUAGUUCUCUGCCUUCAAAAUAAAAGCCGUAGGUCUCAUUGGAAUCAAUGGAAUCUAAAGAGCAGAAAAUUCAAAAUAAGUGGAUGCUUUGUGAUGCAGAACUACAUCUGCUCUGCUUGAACACUCAACAAUGCAUAGCACCAAACUUUCUUUACUCUGCCUUCAAAAUAAAAGCGCGAACAUUCAACAGUGCAAAGCACAUAACUUCCUUUGCAUCACCUUCAAAAUAAAAACAUUAGAUGUCAUAGUUCACUGGAGAAAAUGGAUUCUAAAGAGCAGAAAAUUAGAUAUUUAUUGGAUGCUAUGAUGCAAAACUAUAUCUGAUGCUCUGCUCAGACAAAGUCAACAACAUAAAGCACCAAACUUCCUUUCCCCUGCCUUCAGAAUAAAAGUACUAGAUGUCUUUUUAAGGGAAAAAGUGAAAUCUGAAAAGUACAAAAUUAGAUAUUUCAUGGUUGCUUUGUGAUACACAACUAUAUCUGAUGCUCAGCUUGGACUAAACAUAAAUGCAGCCACUGAGUUUUACAUCAGGCUUAAAUAAAUCUGUUCCUAAUGAACAUUAAUAUUUUAACUUUCAUUUCUGUGGUUAUCAAACAGAAAUGUUAUUAAAGGAAGUGACUGAGACCUCAUAUUAGCUUUGAUCUAAUGGUAGCUAACAGGUAAUUAAACGUGUUUAUCAACAUGAAAUGUGGUCCUCUCUCUGGAUUUUUAGUACUCAUCGUCUUUGUGGUCACUUUUCAGUCAGGAGACGAUAAAAUUAAACAAAAGUCAUCAGAAUCUCCAUGUUUGAUGACACUGGAAUAUGUCAGUAUGAGAUGAUAAACAACGUUUGAGCUUCCCACCAUGAGCAUGACGUCACAGGAAGGUGGCGGCCGUGGGAAUGUGGUCCAUCAGCUGGUGGAGGGGGGGAGGAAUAAAAACAAAAGAAGAAGAGGCUGCUGACUUGUGCUCCUCACCCCUCCAUCUCCUCACCCCCCUCCUCGUGUUACUGAAGUGCGUAAAGUGCCAACAUGGAUUUUUACUUGAGUCACCUGAAGCACCGGGGGGAGCCGCUCGGUGGUCGUGAUGGACGGGGAGGGGGAGGGCGGGUUCGAUCAUUCCAAUGCGGACAAACAGGAACUCCGAGAAACCACAGACUCGCUCUCAUUGGCUCCUGUACAGCCAGUUACCAUAGAGACUGGGAUUCCAUUGGCUGGCGGAAACAGCAGCCGGUUGCUAUGGUAACCGUAGGACUGGUUUAGAGGGAGAGGGAGGGAGGAGGAGGAGGAGGAUGGGGGGAGUGUAUAUAAGAAAAGCCUUUCUCUGUGCAUCUCCAGUGUUGUAGUCCGACGUGUUUGGACUUCUCUGUCUCUCUGUGUGGAUCUGUCGGGGGAGGAGGGGGGAGGCAGGAUGAGAGGUGGAAGUCUGACAGCUUUGAGUCACUCACAGCGCUGUGUUACCUCAGCUGGACUGUGUCAGGAUUUCUUUAGGGGCCAAAUUUAACGCUCUCUGCUCGUACGCGUCUUCGCAUCGCAGCUUUCGGAGAUUUCAUCAUCCUGCUCGGUUCUAAUCGACCUACAAUCAUCGCGUUCCUGCCACGGCGGUCUGCAGGGAGGGGCGUAGAUUUAACAAAUCAAACGUCAGCGCUUCACUCUGACUGUUAGAGAAGUUUUAAACGCUUUUUCUGUUGUGGAAGGGUUGAAAAUGUUUACGCACUCACAGCGUGCCCUAACAGCAAGCACCUUUGAUCAAAUCAGCUUCAUUUAUUUCUUUUGAGAGUGUCCUAAUGGCAUCUGACGCCAGCGCAGGGUUCAUUUUAGAAGCUAGAUUUAAUGCCUUUAAGUUUUAGCUGCAUUUUAAGUUGUUUUAACUCUUUAGAGUUUUGGUUUACAAAAACUCAGACAUUUUUAUCCUGUUUUAGUCAAUAAAAGUCCUCACAUAUUAGCCUUUACUUUGAGUAAAGGUAUUUAGUUUUAAUCUAAUUUAAUCAGCAAAACUGUAAAAUGAAUCUGAGUGUUAAGCAGAACUGUCAAGUGCUUUAAUUGAUUUAAAAUAUACUGAUGAAAAUACUGACAUACCUUGAGUGCACAGUGGAGAAAUUUCAUGAUGUCUGAGAGUUAGUGCUGCAGAAUUUGGUAGUAAUGGGUGAUUGCAAUUAUACUGGACUACAUUGCAAUUUUCAAUUAUUACAUUAUCAUUAUUAGGGCUGUCAGUCAAUUAAAAAAAUACUUAAUUAAUUUCAGACUUUGCAAUUAUUGCAAUAAAUUGCAAAUUUGAGAAAGAUGAAUUUCUGGUAACAAAACAAUCAGAAAGGAUUCUGAAUGGCAUCUAAACUCUCCACUAGUGUUUGAAACAAAGAGAAGAGACUGAGGGCAGAUCGUCCACUCACUAGUCAAACUAGGAUGCUGUUGAUCUGUAGAAUAUGGAUUUUAUCCAUAAAAUUAUAAAGAAUUAAGAGCACAGAGAAUUUUCAGGUGUUCCAGUUGAAGCUACUUUAGCUGGUUGUGCAGUGGCAUCAAGUUCCAGAUUGGCCCCAAUACCAAACAAAGAAUCUGAUUGAACAAGCCAUUAAAUAAGAGUAUGCAGACAUUGCAUUUCACUCCAGCUGCAAGUGAAAGUGGGAAAUUUAGCAGCAUUUUGCAUGGAAAUUAACCUGAGUUUACUCACUGUAAUGGGGAAAGGGGUACACACAUUCAUGACCUACUGAAAACAGCUCUAUGACCUACUUUUGGGUCCCGAUCCACCAGUUGAGAACCACUGGUGUGGAGGAUAUCAUCUCUGCUGCAGAAUUUGUGUUAAAAAUUGCAUUAAACUGCUAUUUUGACACAUUGCUAGUUAAAGAAAAAUACAAAUUUUGAUUGAUUGUUCAGCCUUAGUUUAUUGUGACUUUCCAUUUUUAUCCAGUUGCUGCGUUUAUAUUUUUCUUUCUGUUGCUCGUAUCGUCGUAUGAGAAAUUAUCAAAGCAGCGGGAGAGUCUUACAGGACUAUUUUUUAUCUUUUGCUCUCCUCAUGUAGCAGAGGUUGCUACCUUUUUAUCCCAGUUAAAGCUAGUGGUGCAUAAAUCAUAUCCAUAUCACAUUUGCCAUGUUGUGCUGACUCGUGUUAACACAGAGGCAAAAUUAUCAGGCUUCCUGCUGUCAAAGGCAUACCUAUAAAAGCACCACGCUUGUGUUUAUCAUCUUACAAAAUAAAAUCACUAUAUAUCAAACUCUAGAAGAGCCAAACUAAAGAGAAGUGAAUAUUUAAAAGGCAGCAUUCAAUGCUGCACGAUGUGAAGGACACUUGCUGUUAGGACACGCUGUCAUGUUUCAACCUGCAUGGACCCAUAAAGAUGGAAUACAUUUCCCAUAAUCCCCUUGCAGAAAAAGCUCAGGAGCAAGUUAAAGCAGAGCAGUAAGAAGUUUUCCAAAAUAAAGUUGCACACUCAGACUAGAGCUGCAGAAUCGUCGUUACUGACUGUUCAUGAGUCGUUUGAUUUUCACAGUGAACUGGAAGCCUUUUAUAUCAACCCUCCGGCUCCACGUGAUGAUUUUAGAGCUUUUCUUUUAUUGGACUGAGCGUCCACAAACCCAGAGAAGUCAGGUUCACUGUAAAUUGUGACAAAGAAGCCUCAAACCCUCACACGUAUGAAGCUGCAGCCAGGGAAUCGGUCUGCCAUUCCUGCUUGCAAAAAAUCACAAAAAUCAGUCAUUUCUGUUAUGAAAAUAGUUGCCAAUUCUUGUUUUUGAUUGAUUGCAUUGAUUGGUUGUUGCAGGGUAAAGGUCAGUGUUGUUUUUAAAGAGAGCCAAAGCAGAGUCUGGUUUUACUAGCCUGCAAAAACACAUUUAUUAUUUCAUAAAGAAGGGUUUUCUCACUCAGUACGUUUACAUGCAGUUAAGGCGAGCUAUGCUUACCAUCCACAGGUGGAGGUGUGACAUUUAUCAUUUGCUGAUCCUGCAAAAUACCGGGUUCAUAUCAUAUUUUUAUCUACACAACUGGUUUACAACUUUUCUUUCCAAGGAAUACCUCAGAUCAAGCCAAAACCUCAAGGUUUAUCAUAUUUAUAUCCAUGCCAAACAGCCUCUUUUGCAGAUAUAACAGGAUAUUUACUUAUUUUGCAGAUGUAGUGAUAACAUAUGGUUGUGCAAAUUCCUACAGUGUGCCUAGACAUGCUUCAAGGAUCACCGUUUCACUGUUCCAGCCUUUAUCUUGGUUUAGUGCAUGCUUUCCUUUAGCUCAUUGGUUCCCAACCUAGGUGCCAGGACCCCUGAAGGGCGGCACAAAGAUCCCAGACUUUGUCUGCUUUAAGUUUUCAAAAUGGGAACCACACAAGUGAACUAAAAUCAUGAUAAAGCACCUGUUUCAUACCUGAUACAAAGGCCUUUUUGUAGUAAAAACCUUAAGAACUACCUUCUUUGGGUUUAUCGAUGAAAUUUCAUAUCAGUGUCAAUUCUCUCCCCCUAUGAUUGGACUCUUUUCUGAGAUCAUAUUUGGGGCAUUUUGGCCUUUAUUUGAUAUGACCGCUGAAAAGAGACAGGAAAUAAGGGGACAAACGAUGUGCAAAAGCAUGCACCAAACAUGCUCAGAGACCAGGAAUUGAUUACAACCGGUGCGUUGAGGGCUGUCGCCUCACUACACGGACUCCUGCUCCAACCACUGAGCUAGACUGGCACCGAACAUAUCACGCUUUUAUCACAUGGGUCUGAAGGGGGCUCAUCUUUGCUUGGAUUCAUGUAGAAGGGCUCCAAGGAGAAGCAAAUGUGCUAUCCUUAACAUCCUCCACAUUGCCUUGCAUGCAAACAGCUGGGUAUGCACAGGCUCAUUCAUGCUCUACGUUUGAAACGGGUACAGACCUUUCUGUCCAUACAGAUAGAGACCAAACGUUGUAGUACCACUGCCAAACAUGAGGGCAGCAUUGAGCAAUGUGGCCAACAGUUCAGCCAAGAGUAAAACGAAGAAGAAUCAUCGGAAAAAAGGCAGAACUUAUUUGAGUUUUCUGCAGAAAUAUCGCCAAAUAUUGACUAAGUUGUUAAAAAAAUCCAAACAUAUCCAUGAUAUGAGCUCCCCUGGGCACAGACAGAAAGAGCACAGGACAGGCCGUUCUCUCUCAGUCAUUUUUAGCCCCCAACAGCGAGAUUGAUCCUUCUAUCGCAGCCAGCCACAAGGGGGUGAUUGACAUAUUUUUGGGGCUGAAGUUUGUGUUUAACAUGCAUCAGAUUUGCUAGUAACAGCUGAUUGGUGGAUUUUUUUAAAAAACAGAUGAAAUAUUACGUCAAUUUUUUAUUUAAUUUUUUUUGGGCAUGUAGGGAGUUUAUAAAAACAAUAGAGCUAAACAGAUUUCUUCCUCUGCACAUUUUCUGAAUGCACUAGUGUUCUAGGGGCCUAAUGUGGCCCCAGGACCCCCAGUUGGUCUAUGGGACAGAUGGAGUGGCUGUAAAAGAGACGGAGACCUCUAGUGGUUGUUAAUGUCUACUCUAACAUAACAGACAAGUAUGAGGGCGAUGAAGAAUGUAAAGGUAACCAUUAAAAGCCUGAUAUCUCCAGAAAGUUCUACAUUUUGUUUAUUAAACCUUCUAACAAGAUCCAUUGAAAGAAGAAUUCCUUAAAAGUUUACUUUUUUAAUUACUUUUGAUGCAUGAGGUUUUUUUAGCAGAUAAUUCACUAGAGGGCAUUUUUAUCAUUUAUCAGAUUGUAAACCAAAGGAUUUUCAGGACAUUUUUGAUCAGAUUGAUUAGGUAAAGGUCUCACAAAACUUGGCUUUAAAGCAGGGGCGUCAAACUCAAUCACCACAGGGGCUGGAUUCUGGAUCCAGGUCUAACCUGAAGGCCUAACAGGGUCCACUUUUAACCAAACUGUCAACCUCAUUUUUUCACCAGUGAUAAAUUGAGAUU
Molecule: messenger RNA, 10872 nt
Organism: Cheilinus undulatus (humphead wrasse)
Lineage: Eukaryota; Metazoa; Chordata; Actinopteri; Labriformes; Labridae
Gene: grk3
Product: G protein-coupled receptor kinase 3
Exons: 21
Coding region: 1440-3506 (688 amino acids)
Biological process (GO): protein phosphorylation; regulation of signal transduction; G protein-coupled receptor signaling pathway
Molecular function (GO): G protein-coupled receptor kinase activity; G protein-coupled receptor binding; ATP binding
Source: RefSeq, a predicted model, not a curated record